AUGGAUGUGGAUGUGAUUCUCUUCAACGCGCUGCUGGGGCGGCUCCCGUGGCACACGGCGGCCGUGGCCCUGGUGCGGGAGCGGGUGGAUAUGGUCAGCUUCAAUUCUGUCAUCGCCGGUGACACCAGCUGGGCUGUAGCGCUGAGUCUUUUCAGGAAGUCGCAGGAGCUUCGACUGCGCGGUGAUACCAUCACCACCAACACCUUGUUGGCAAAGGUCUCGUGGCAUCGGGGCCUGGUGCUCCUCGAGAGCAGCGGAGCCCAUCGACUGCGACGGAACAGGCUCUAUGUGGCGAUUGGCCUUGAGCAAGCUGAAGGCAAUGGUGAGUUUCAUGACAUGUUUUGA
Durusdinium trenchii is the source of this 345-nucleotide messenger RNA. Lineage: Eukaryota; Dinophyceae; Suessiales; Symbiodiniaceae. The record is from the annotation of a GenBank genome assembly.